Rhizopus microsporus ATCC 52813 is the source of this 2145-nucleotide messenger RNA. RefSeq lists its product as uncharacterized. Lineage: Eukaryota; Fungi; Mucoromycota; Mucoromycetes; Mucorales; Rhizopodaceae. The coding region runs from base 1 to 2145 and encodes 714 amino acids. The record is from RefSeq and is a predicted model, not a curated record. The transcript is spliced from 4 exons.
AUGUUUGGCUCUGUUAGACUUGUGCAAGAAGUGACAAGAUCGAAUCAGCCAGUGACAUCUCCUUCAAGAGACACCGAAUCUCAUCUUGAUUCAUCAAUAGACACGCCAUCUACCAACACGACUAUUACUAUUAUUACAACCACUAAUUCUAAUGAUACCAACACUCAUAAUAAUAAUGAUAAUACAACUAAUACUAAUAUCAGUGAUGACGAUGAUGCAACACAUACAGCCGACAACGAUACCAAGACAUCCAUCACUUCUAAUCCAAAUAAAGAAAAUGGUCAUAUAGCCAUUGACGUACAAAAACAAGAUCAACAAAAGAAGUCCAAAUACCACAGCUCUUUUUUUACAAAACCAUUAAAGACUCCAAGAAUAUUUAAUAAACAUUCCGCGACUUCCUCAGCUUCUUCACCUUCGAAUCCACCAUUGAUCCCUAAAACACACACACGAAGAAAUUCAAAAUACAAUAUACGUCAUCAUAGAGCCAGACAACCUUCGUUUUCAUCUUUACGUAAAUAUCCAUCCAUCAGACCAGAGGAAGAGAGAAACAAGAGGAAAUCGCAAAAACUAUUAUGUCUGUGGCCACUUCCUAUUGUGACAAGAUACAUGAUUUUGAUAGCCUUAUUUGUAUCCACUCUCAACUUUUUAAAUAUCAUUCAUCUCUCAUGCGCUGCACCCUCGUUUGUUAUUUACAGAUCCAGUAUCAAAAGCUUGCUCCUGUCACCCUUUCUGGUGGACUGGACAUUACCCAGUAUAGUCCUAUACGGUUGGAACAUCUUGGUCAUCGGUUUAUUUGAAGAAUCAUUGGCUCAUAUGGUUGGUGGUACACGUCGAUUUGUGCAAUUGUUAAUCACCCUCUUUACUACCGUGUCCGCUCUCAGAAUUGCCCUGGGAUACCUGUUUACUAAAUCCACAGGAUGGGCAGUGCCUUCUUUGUUUUUUAGUAAUGCCAUUCAUGAAUGCAAUCAAGGCCUUGCUCCCUUUCUUUUUGCGCUCGUCGUUGUUCAAUCUCUCAGCAUCAACGACAAAUAUAUCCUGAUUUACGGACAUGAAGAAUCAAACCAUAAAUUGACCGUGCGCAAAGUGACCCUGCAGCUGAUGAUGUCCCUUGUCAAUUACACAAGUAAGAACAUCCUCUGGUGGUCUCUCUCUGGUCUUCUCACUGGCUUCAUCAUCACUGUAAUUCUUCAAGCCUUUCUGGCAUUUGAGAAGCGUGAAGAUUCUGGCAAGGUCAAGGACAUGACCGAGUUUAUCACGCUCGAGCAUUACCGACGUACGCCUCUCUGGCGUCUUAUUCUCUCGGCCAUCAAGAAGUGUGCAUUGGUCGUGACUAUUACAGUACCUAUUCUCAUGGCCUGGAAUGCAUAUUACACACGUGAAGUGAAGGUGACACCCGCUGAAUUAAACACGGUAUCCCAGGACAGGUAUUUGUUCACCUUUGUGUUCAUGACAGCACCUCGUCGUGGUGAUCCCGCUUACCUCACCAGGACGCUCGAGUCUUACUUGGCCAACUGGCCAGAGAAUCCGCCUGCUCAUUCUCCCUAUCACCGUAUGCAGGCCAUCGUCUAUACUCACUUUUCAAAUCACUCUCAAUUUGACGUCGCCAAGGCUCAUUUCUCAGAUACAGUCAAGGGUCAAAAGUAUCUCAAAUGGAUUCGUGAAGAAGGAAACGAGCUCAACCAACGGCUUCAUGUCUCCAAGGCGCUUACCUUGGCCACAGAUAGAUUCGAAAGCACCUAUUAUGCACUUAUGGAAGACGAUUUCCCUGUUUGUGGACCUCGCGAGUGGCAUGAAAUUGAAAAAGUGAUCUAUACAGCACAAAAGAUGGCUCCCAAUCAUUGUGGUAUUUUUGUAGGCACAGGUGGAAGUGGUCUAUUUCUUAAACCAGAGUUAGCUCGUUUGACAUCUCAGCUGUUGUUGAAAUACGCACAUAUGCCACCAGAUAUCAUCAUUCAGCAAUGUCUUUUGGGUCAUUUACCAGAGUGCUCUGCUUGUGCUGAUUCAUUGGUGACAAGCAAAACUUUAUUGAUGUAUCAUAUUGGCUAUAAUACCUCUACAAGUGAGGACCGAGUUUAUAAAAAGAAUGAAUUUCAAUGUGGAUGGCGUCACCCAUUUAAUGGUGAUCCAAGUGUUAUUACUUUAUAA